AUGAACCCUAGCAAUUUAAGCAGCAAUCGGUCGCCUUCGCCCGGGCGACCGCUCGACGGCUACCAGCUUACGGACGGUCCGUACGGACAUGAGCACCACAUAGAAAUGCCCUCAAGCGACCGAUUGGCGGAACAACCUACGUUCUCGGUCGAGAGGCUUCCGCAGUCCUAUGGCCACAACGAAAUUUAUGAGGCACAGCACCAACAACAUUAUCCAGGCUACGAGUACACCGUCGACCCAGAGGCACACCACGACGCUUAUUAUACCCAACCCUACCAACCUACAGUCACACCGGGUCAUGAAGAUUACGAUCUCGGCCAAUACCCGGGACACCAGCAUUCUUAUCACGACGAUGAGCCGAUUCUCCAACCGGAAGACCCCUUUCAAGCGCAGAACCCGUACAGCGAUGAUUACCAGGAGGACAUGACGAUUGCGCCUACGCCGAGUCCUGCUCCUCUCCGACGAUGGAAGACUGUUAAAGAGGUCCAAUUGUUCCAAGGCAACCUCGUCCUUGAUUGCCCUAUCGCCCCAAAGCUACUCAACCAAAUUCCUCAUGCGGAGAACGGUCAGCGCGAUGAGUUCACGCACAUGCGCUAUUCGGCCGCUACUUGCGACCCAGCGGAUUUCUUCGAGGAACGGUUCACCCUGCGCCAGAAGCUUUUUGCCAAACCCCGACACACAGAGCUGUUCAUUGUAGUUACCAUGUACAAUGAGGAUGACUUCCUUUUCGCGAGAACCAUGGUCGGUGUAUUCAAGAACAUAGAGCACAUGUGUUCAAGGACUCGAAGCAAAACCUGGGGCAAAGACGCAUGGAAAAAGAUCGUGGUUUGCGUUAUUAGCGAUGGUCGUGCGAAGAUCAACCCGCGAACUCGCGCUGUGCUGGCUGGUCUGGGUUGUUAUCAGGAUGGUAUUGCUAAGCAGCAAGUCAACGGCAAGGACGUCACGGCGCAUAUCUACGAGUACACGACUCAGAUCGGUAUGGAGUUAAAAGGAAGUCAGGUCCAUCUCAAGCCUCGCUCCGGGGUUCCAGUGCAAAUGAUUUUCUGCCUCAAGGAGAAGAAUCAGAAGAAGAUCAACUCGCACCGCUGGUUCUUCCAGGCGUUUGGCCGUGUACUUGACCCCAACAUUUGCGUUCUGCUUGAUGCUGGUACUCAGCCCGGUAAGGAUUCGAUCUACCGUCUGUGGAAGGCUUUCGAUGUUGAGCCGAUGUGUGGCGGAGCUUGUGGUGAGAUCAAGGUCAUGUUGGACCAUGGAAAGAAGUUGUUUAAUCCGCUGGUCGCGGGACAGAACUUCGAGUACAAGUUGAGUAACAUUCUUGACAAGCCCUUGGAGUCGGCUUUCGGAUUCAUUUCCGUGCUUCCGGGUGCCUUUUCUGCCUAUCGAUACAUUGCGUUGCAGAACGACAAGAAUGGUCAGGGUCCUUUGGAGCGGUACUUCCUUGGUGAGAAGAUGCAUGGUGCCAACGCGGGUAUCUUUACUGCCAACAUGUAUCUGGCCGAGGAUCGGAUUCUGUGUUUCGAGAUCGUCACCAAGCGCAACUGUCGCUGGCUACUUCAAUACGUCAAGUCCUCGACUGGUGAAACCGAUGUGCCGGAUCAGAUGGCGGAGUUCAUCCUCCAACGUCGUCGGUGGCUGAACGGUAGUUUCUUUGCGGCCGUUUAUGCUAUUACCCACUUCUAUCAGCUUUGGCGUAGCGACCACAGCUUCAUUCGGAAAUUCAUGCUGUUGAUCGAGACAAUAUACCAGACGAUCAAUAUGCUGUUCGCUUGGUUUGGCAUUGGUAACUUCUUCUUGGUCUUCCAUAUCCUCACAACGUAUCUCGGCGACGCAGACCUCCUGGGAACUGCUGGUAAGGUCCUAGGAGUCGUAUUCGAAUGGCUUUAUCUCGCGACUUUGGUGACCUGCUUCGUUUUGUCUCUGGGUAAUCGUCCUGGUGGUUCCAACAAGCUCUAUAUGACGAUGGUGUAUUUCUGGGUUUUCAUCAUGAUCUACCUCGCGUUCGCUGCAGUCUUCGUGACGGUGCGGUCCAUCCAGGAAGAAGUUGAGGAUGGCACAUUUACCUUCUCGACGUUAUUCACCAACAGCACUUUCUUCUCGAUCAUUGUCUCGCUGGGCUCGACCUAUGUCAUGUGGUUUGUUGCCUCCAUCAUUUUCAUGGAUCCGUGGCACAUGUUCACUUGCUUCAUCCAAUAUAUCCUCCUCACACCAACCUAUAUCAACGUUCUCAACAUUUACGCUUUCUGUAAUACUCACGACAUUACUUGGGGUACGAAAGGUGACGACAAAGCAGAGAAACUGCCGUCAGCGAACCUUAAGCCGGGUGGUAAAGUCGAUGUCAACAUCCCGCAGGACGACGGUGACCUCAACGCCCAGUACGAGGCGGAGCUCAUGAAGUUCUCUCAGAAGCCACUCAAGGAGGUCAAGACCAUCUCUGAGGAAGAGCGCCAGGCGGACUACUAUAAGGGUUUCCGUUCUUCUGUCGUUCUGGUCUGGGUUUUCUGCAAUUUCGCCCUAGGUGCCGUUGUACUGAGCUCGGCCGGCUUGGAUCGCUUCAGCGACAACGCGGAAGACGCGGAGACGGAUCAGAACAAUCGAGCCAUGAUCUACAUGGCUGUUGUGUUGUGGAGUGUGGCAGGUCUCUCGAUUUUCAAGUUCCUUGGUGCGAUGUGGUUUUUGGUUGUGCGGUUGUUCCGCGGUGUCUAA
This is a messenger RNA of Aspergillus mulundensis, 2703 nucleotides long. RefSeq names its product chitin synthase class I (gene chsA). Gene Ontology annotation, cellular component: cell periphery; cell septum. The transcript is spliced from 5 exons. NCBI's taxonomy places the organism in Eukaryota, Fungi, Ascomycota, Eurotiomycetes, Eurotiales, Aspergillaceae. Gene Ontology annotation, molecular function: chitin synthase activity. The record is from RefSeq and is a predicted model, not a curated record. Bases 1 to 2703 code for a protein of 900 amino acids.